Molecule: messenger RNA, 2044 nt
Organism: Trematomus bernacchii (emerald rockcod)
Lineage: Eukaryota; Metazoa; Chordata; Actinopteri; Perciformes; Nototheniidae
Product: nuclear factor 7, brain-like
Exons: 1
Coding region: 278-1666 (462 amino acids)
Molecular function (GO): protein binding; zinc ion binding
Source: RefSeq, a predicted model, not a curated record
CAGGCUGUUAUUCUGCCUCACUGAGAUGACACACACACACACACACACACACACACACACACGCUGAGAGACAGAAUACAAUAUUCAACUUCACACCAAACACACCUCUUCCACUGAGAGGACGUCAACAGGAGGGAAUACUGGAAUACCUUCCACUUCAAGCAGCUGCUGAAUCCACACACUGAGAGUUUGACCAGAACAAAGACUCAAAGUGAAAGUAAGUCUCAGGGAACAGGGAGCGGCUACUGCUGAGUUUACUGCUUCACUCACAGACAACAUGGCUUCCAGAUUAGAGGAAGAUCUCUGCUGUACUGUCUGCCAUGACAUCUUUAAAGAUCCUGUGGUCCUGUCAUGCAGCCACAGCUUCUGUAGAGACUGUCUGCAGAACUGUUGGACGGAGAAAGUCAUCAAAGAGUGUCCACUUUGUAAGAGAUCUUCAGUUUAUGAACCUCCCUGUAACCUGGUGUUAAAGAACCUGUGUGAGAGUUUCCUACAAGAGAGAGAUCAGAGAUCUCCAGAGGCUCUCUGCAGUCUGCACUCUGAGAAACUCAGACUCUUCUGUCUGGACCAUCAGCAGCCAGUGUGUCUCAUCUGCAGAGAUUCAAAAAUACACAACAAACACAGAUUCAGACCCAUCGAUGAAGCUGCUCAGGAUCUCAAAGAGGAGCUUCAGGAAACUCUGCAGCCCUUCAAGAAGAAGUUAGAGACUUUUGAAGAAGUUAAAGUGAAGUUUGAUCAAACAGCAGAACACCUGAAGGUCCAGGCUCGACGCACAGCGACGCAGAUUAAGGAGCAGUUUAAGAAGCUUCACCAGUUUCUAGAAGAGGAAGAGGAGGCCAGGAUGGCUGCACUGAGGGAGGAAGAGGAGCUGAAGAGGAAGAUGAUGGAGGAGAAGAUGGAGGCUGUGAGCAGAGAGAUAGCAGCUCUUUCACACACAGUCAGAGCCACAGAGGAGGAGCUGAGAGCUGAAGACGUCUCCUUCCUGCUCAACUACAAGGCUGCAGUGGAGAGUCUGCAGCGCCCCCUGCUGGAGGAUCCACAGCUGCCCUCAGGAGCUCUGAUAGACCAGGCCAAACACCUGGGCAACCUCAGCUUCAACAUCUGGAGCAAGAUGAAGGACUUGGUGUCCUACUCUCCUCUCAUCCUGGACCCAAACACUGCUUAUCCAGACCUCAUCCUGUCUGAAGAUCUGACCGGAGUGAGACGAGGAGAGAGACAGAAACGUCCUGAUAAUCCAGAGAGGCUUGAUGAUUACUGGUCUGUCCUGGGCUCUGAGGGCUUUAACUCAGGGACUCACAGCUGGGAUGUCCAGGUUGGAGACAAUACAGGCUGGGUACUGGGUGUGUUAGCAGAGUCUGUCCAGAGGAAGGGAGACAUAGGGUCUGGAUUAUGGAGAAUACUGUCUAAUGGAGGUAAAUACUCAGCACAGUCACUACCACGUCCAGAAACUCCUCUCAGCCUGCAGAAGGAGCUCCAGAGGGUCAGAGUGAAUCUGGACUGGGACAGAGGAAAGCUGUCGUUCUCUGAUCCUGACACUAACACACACAUACACACCUUCACACACACUUUCUCUGAGAGGAUGUUUCCAUUCAUUGGCACUUGGGAUGUACCCCCACUUAAGGUGUUUCCAAUGAAGGUCUCUGUGACUGUAGAACAACAGAUAUAGAUGAUGACGAUGAUGAUGAUGAUGAUGACGACGACGAUGAUGAUGAUGAUGAAGACGACGACGACAACGAUUGAUAUGGUUUAUUAUGCACACCUUCCUGCUAAGUUUCUGUUCCUUUCUCCCAGACAGUUUCCAGUGAAGGCUUCUCAGAUGGUUGUUAGCCAGGUUAACCAUUAAAGACAGAACUGGAGGAUUUCCCCAGAAAUAUGUCAAACUGUUCCUUUAAUGUUUGGUCAGCCUGCUGAUAUAUUUAUGCGUUUGAGUUUAUCAGGGAGCAUCGAUUUAAUUUGGCUUUUCGCCGAUCGUGAGUUGUGUUUAUGUUGUCUUUGGGUGACUUGUGCAAUCAUUUUGAAUGAGUUCCUUUAAAAAUGAAUCGUA